Cladophialophora yegresii CBS 114405 is the source of this 603-nucleotide messenger RNA. RefSeq lists its product as uncharacterized. The record is from RefSeq and is a predicted model, not a curated record. Lineage: Eukaryota; Fungi; Ascomycota; Eurotiomycetes; Chaetothyriales; Herpotrichiellaceae. The transcript has 2 exons. Gene Ontology annotation, molecular function: RNA binding. The coding region runs from base 1 to 603 and encodes 200 amino acids.
AUGGCGCACACUAUUCAAGCAGACCUCCCCUAUUACCAAUCCGAAAGCGAAUUGUGCAGCCUCCUCAAGCGCUACGGGAAUGUUCUCUACCUCGAAAUCCACCCGGACCACUGCAACCCCGGCAAGAACAAGGGCACCGCACGGGCAAUGUACAGGACCUUAUCCGAGGCUCUCAGUGCAGUCCGCGGCCUCGACGGCCACAUCCUUCGAGACCGCAAGAUCAGCGUCAAGCAGGAGCGGAACGAGCCCUCUGGCCCAGCAAGGCCUAGAAGACCAUUGCACACCCCCCAGGACAGCGCCAGCAGCAGCGCAUCGAAGCAGAAGAAGAAUGUGGAAUUUUCAUCAGCGGCUUCGGGCGCCAAGUCCAAAAGGUCGCGAGACGCCGUCAGGGGACCCUCCCGUGCGAGCGAUAGGCCUCAGCGGUCUAUCUCGUCUACUGGAUCGGGACCCCUCGUGGUCAACGGUGCCGCCGCCCAAAGAGGCAGCCAGGCAGCAGCGUCGUCGAGGGAUAGUGAUGACAGCAGUGAGGAGGACAGCGAUAGCGAUGACGAUAGCGAGGCUUCAUCCGCUGACGAGGAGGACGGUGUGCGAGAGGUGAGCUAA